AUGAAGAUCCACCUGUCCUCCCCGUUGAUCCUUUUCCUUCUUCCCGCCCUUUCUGCAGCGGUAGACAUCACACCGAGCAGCAGACCGAGCCCUUCUGCCUCACGAGGCUCUUAUGACCUUACCUCGCGCUACGUGGAUCCUGACUCGUUUUCCAACAAUGCCGCCAAAGGAGCGCAGGACGUCCCGGUGGACGGACAAGACGGAAGGCCGCACGCAGGCCCGUGGGUAGAAACCGGCGCAGAGCGAGACCGAAAGAGUGCCAAAGGCAGUGAUGAUAUUGACCUGGUAUCGACGAAAUACGACUCCAAAUUCCCGUCGUCGGAGCACCUCAGCACUGAAGAAGGGAAAAUGAUCCCACAUUCCAACGGCGGUGUGAUGGACGACCCCAACCGUGCGGGUCCAAGAGAAGGUACCCGGGGUACCGAGGGUGGUGUUUCCGAGAAAAAGAAGGAGAACCAAUACAAUGCGGAAAAGGUGCCCGGUGGCCCCAAGGAGGCUCCUCCCCUGCCGCAUAGUGAGGAGAAGAAGCUGCCAUCGAACAGCGACAGUGCAACUGGGACUGACGGUCGCACUGCUGAAGACGCCCGAACUUUGGGCAUGCUGGAAAAACCCGCCGAUCUCCCUCAAAAGCCACAUGAUAUUCCCCAUCCCAAGUCGCCUUCCCAGGCCAAAGCCGACCCUCUCGCCAUUGAGCAUGGUUCGGUUGGCUCAAGCUCGGGCUCGCAUCCCGGCUCAUCGAGUACCCACGGACAAGGCACAACCACGAUGGAAGCCAGCGACGGACUCCACUCCCUCCUCUUUUCGUUCACCAUGAUCAUUGUCUCCGAGAUUGGCGACAAGACCUUCCUCGUUGCAGCACUCAUGGCUAUGCGACACCCCCGCCUCGUUGUGUUUACCUCCGCUUUCUCUGCUCUGGCUGUCAUGACCGUUCUGUCCGCCAUUCUGGGCCAUGCUGUUCCGACGCUGAUCCCCAAGUCUGUCACCAAAUUCAUGGCCGCUAUCCUGUUCUUAAUCUUCGGUGCAAAGAUGUUCAAGGAAGGUCGCGAGAUGUCACCCGACGAGGGCGUUGGAGAGGAGAUGCGCGAGGUCGAACAAGAGCUGGAGGAAAAGGAACAGGAGCAGCUGCGCUUGGGCCGUCGCCGCUCCUCCGUCACUCCCCACAACUUGGAAGCUGGCCGUGUUGGAGGUCGUCCCAAGUCACGCGGCUCGGCUAACCGUCUGCCUUCACCCCCUGAGAGCAUCUCCUCAUCCUCCUCGCGUGGCUCGUCGCCCCGUCCCCAGCAGCGCUGGAACGAUCUCAUGGUCGGCGUCAGCAAUCUUUUCUCACUUCUUCUCAGCCCCGCAUGGGUGCAGACGUUCGCCAUGACCUUCCUCGGUGAAUGGGGUGACCGCAGUCAAAUCGCCACCAUCGCCAUGGCUGCCGGUCAGGAUUACUGGUGGGUGACGAUUGGAGCGACCAUCGGCCACGGCAUCUGUACUGCCGCUGCCGUCAUCGGCGGACGUGCCAUCGCUGGUCGUGUCAGCAUGCGUGUUGUCACACUUGGUGGUGCAACGGCAUUCCUCUUGUUCGGCAUUAUCUAUCUGAUUGAAGGUCUUCUUUAG
Molecule: messenger RNA, 1602 nt
Organism: Penicillium cinerascens
Lineage: Eukaryota; Fungi; Ascomycota; Eurotiomycetes; Eurotiales; Aspergillaceae
Product: TMEM165/GDT1 family protein
Exons: 3
Coding region: 1-1602 (533 amino acids)
Biological process (GO): calcium ion transmembrane transport; manganese ion transmembrane transport; Golgi calcium ion transport
Cellular component (GO): Golgi apparatus; fungal-type vacuole membrane
Molecular function (GO): manganese ion transmembrane transporter activity; calcium ion transmembrane transporter activity
Source: RefSeq, a predicted model, not a curated record